CAGGAAGCCAGCAGCCAGAAAGGGAGCUGACAGUAAACCAGCAGUAAGGAGCUUGACAUCAGAAGAGUAACCGCAAGAUUGGAAACCAUGAGUAACAUUAAAAUUUAUUAUACCAGCGUGUCAGGCUCUAGGGAGGUGAAACAAAGACAAGACGAAGUAAUGAGAAUUUUAGACUCUUACAAAGUUAAAUACGAGUUAAUAGAUAUCGCUGUCAGCUCCAAAGUACUAGAAGAAAUGCGGACUAAGGCUGCCUCUCCUAAGGCUGCUCCACCUCAGAUAUUCAAUGGCCAAGAAUAUUGUGGUGACUUUGUAACUUUCCAUGAUGCCAAGGAGAACAAGGAAAUUCUGAAGUUCCUCAAGAUGGAGUAAAUGAACAGUUAUGACAAAUGAUAGUUCCACCAUUCAUUACUAACUGUAAAAUAACUGUUCCAUUAAAGUAACCACCA
Acomys russatus (golden spiny mouse) is the source of this 446-nucleotide messenger RNA. RefSeq names its product SH3 domain-binding glutamic acid-rich-like protein 3. Bases 88 to 369 code for a protein of 93 amino acids. Gene Ontology annotation, cellular component: cytoplasm. Lineage: Eukaryota; Metazoa; Chordata; Mammalia; Rodentia; Muridae. The record is from RefSeq and is a predicted model, not a curated record. The transcript is spliced from 3 exons.